AUGAGGAUGGGAAAAUGCUCAGUAGACGAAUUGGUCACAGAUUAUCUCAUGACUGCCGGAGAAAGUGGAUUCAACUUAGAAUCCAUUGUUGACUACUUCCGCCGAGCCAUACACCCAGAAAUCCUCAAACAAAUUUACAGACUUCCAGAAAUGCCAACCAUGAUAAAUGACUGGGUAAAACACACCCAAAGAUUUGACAACCAGUGGAGAGAGCUCCAGAGCAUAAAAAGCUCUAUCCCUACCACAAUGCCCCAUCGCAACAACCCCUUCCGCUACGACUCUUCCAAUGCCCCCAUCUCUAUGAAUAACUUAGUCAUGCCCAUGGCUAUAGAUGCUGUCCACACCCCCCUCACCGACAACAAAUGA
Heterobasidion irregulare TC 32-1 is the source of this 366-nucleotide messenger RNA. RefSeq lists its product as uncharacterized. Lineage: Eukaryota; Fungi; Basidiomycota; Agaricomycetes; Russulales; Bondarzewiaceae. The record is from RefSeq and is a predicted model, not a curated record. The transcript has a single exon. Bases 1 to 366 code for a protein of 121 amino acids.